Molecule: messenger RNA, 1128 nt
Organism: Naegleria gruberi
Lineage: Eukaryota; Heterolobosea; Eutetramitea; Acrasida; Naegleriidae
Exons: 1
Coding region: 1-1128 (375 amino acids)
Source: RefSeq, a predicted model, not a curated record
AUGGGCAAUUCCUCAUCAUCAAAGUCGUCAAUAUCAACCUCUCUAUUUAAUGAAGCGGAUGAAGAGGAAUACGAGGAAGAACAUGAGGAAGUAAAAGAAAGACCAAGAAGAUGGUUGUUGGAUUCUAGUUUUGAAGAAGAUAAUGCCAUCACAGAAAGUGAAAUUAAAUCGGGUGGAGGAGAGGAAACUUUCCAUGCUUUGUUACAGAACGAGGAAAUAAUAUCACGAAUCUUGAUGAUGUAUUGUAUAGAUUUGUUGGAUAAUCUACUGACCUUGAGAUUAGUGAAUCGAUCUUUUAUGAAAAUUGUUGAUCAAUUUAAUUUUAUUUCAUUUCAUGUAUUUGAAAAUGCGUCAAUCGAAUAUGUUGUUGAUGAUGAAGAUGUAAAACAACAACAAUUAACAUGUAAGCGAAUGAGACUUGUUAGGAAAAUUCUUGAAAAUAUAACUAGCAAUAAGAGGCAAGAUCUACCAUGCUUUUUAUCAAACAUCAGUAAUAAGAGAGAUUUAUUAUUUACAUUUAAUUUAAAGGAACGAGAGAAUAUUACAAAAAUUUCAAAUCCUUUUUUACAAAUUUCAAAAUACUUGAGUACUGGAAAGAUGGAUCAAUAUUUUCUAAUUCCUUCUAUUGAAAUUUAUUUGGAAAUUAAUCAAUCAUCUGUUCCUGUUCACUUUAACAUGCUUUUAAUAUCAGAGGAAACAUCAAGUUUUGAAGAAUAUUUAUUUAGAUAUUCCAUUUCAAUAUCAGAGGAAGAUGAAUGGGAGACUAAGGUUUUUCCAAUGCAUAAGAGACAAUUCUUUUCGAGUCCAAAGAAUAAUGCUCAUCAAGUUCAACCAAUAAUUAAUCGAUCCAAUAAUAGUAUUAAUAAUACGCAGAAAAUCAAAAACAGAGGAAAAUACAAGAUUGUAUUUUCAUUUUCCAAUAAUUUUCAAUUACACAUUUCAACAAUAGAUAUUCAACAUAAUUACUCCAAAAGCAUAGAUAUAGUUCCUCUAUUAUCGGAGGAUUAUCAGAACAAACAAUUGGCAACAAUUCAAAAUUUGAUUAGAGAUGUGAAAAUUUCAUGUUCCUCAUCUGAUUUGAACAUUUGCAAGAGGGUUUCUUUCAAAACAAGUUUUGGCAUUUCCUGA